This is a messenger RNA of Aspergillus aculeatinus CBS 121060, 327 nucleotides long. RefSeq lists its product as uncharacterized. Bases 100 to 291 code for a protein of 63 amino acids. The transcript has a single exon. The record is from RefSeq and is a predicted model, not a curated record. Lineage: Eukaryota; Fungi; Ascomycota; Eurotiomycetes; Eurotiales; Aspergillaceae.
GUCUGCUUUCCCCAACCUUUAUGUGAUGCCCUGAUGAAUUUGCAUGUCUCUUUUGGUUCUGGCGUUUUGUCUUCUUGCUAGGAGGGGGGUCUCGUUUCUAUGAUACCUCUUGCUUUUUCCACUUUGUGUCUUGAUGACGGCUAUGCUGCUGGUUUACGAACUAAUUCCCUAGAUGGACGGGUGGAUGACUUUCCAGCAUCCCACUCGCAUUAUAUUUGUACAUAUGGUUUCAUUAUUUCCCCCCUACAUGAAGGAUAUGGGAUGAACAUAGACUGGAUGGCAAUCAGAUAGAAAGUGUGAAUUGAUCAAACACAUGAUUUAAAGCUG